UUUUCUUUUUUACUUCCUCCUAAAUAAUAGAAAAGAAAAACUCCUUUUAAAAUUUUGUUUUGAUCUUCUUCUUCUAACACAAACUUGUGAAUAUUAUGAGUUUUUAUCUUUUUAUCAAUCUUUGCGCUGAGCUCAAGUGUGGUUUAGCAAAGAGUAGGCUAUUCUGUACCUCAUCAAAGUGUUCAUACAGCAAAUAAAUGCAACUUGCUAAAAAUCACAUUCAUGAAUGCACAUGAAAGAAUCUAGAUCACACAUCGAGUAGCCAAGAAGCCCAAGAACGAGUGAAAUUUUGAAUGGAUGCGAAAUGGAAAACUUCACAAGCGAAGAGGAUGAGGAAAUUAUCUGUUGCUCGACCGGAAUUGACUUGGAAGGAUGGCAGCAGGCGAUGCAAUUUAUUUGCACCAAACUCUGUGAGUGAGCGAGUGAGUGAGAGUGCGUGAAGGGAAAUACUCGUCCAUCGCGAGAAACUGCAGCAGAACGCGAAGUCACUCUCCGCCGCACCGUUAAUCGUCGAAACAGAGUUCGGAAUAGGAUUGAUGGAGUUCGCAAUCCAAAGAAGAUUGCGAGAGGAGGGGAGGGGGAGGGGUCACUGAAGCCUCUGCUUCAGAAAGCGCGGUAGAAAGUCUGACCACAAGGCAUCGAUAGGAACCAUGAUGAAGAAGGCUGAGCGAAUGAUUAAGUGCUGCGAUCGAUUCAUGAGAAUGACGCAGACCUAAUGCGAAAGUGAUGGGAGCCGAUCGCAACAGAUGUGACUGCGACUUCCGGAUCUCGAUUGUCUCUCUCUCUGGCAGAGGCGCCACCCCAUGCACUCCGUCGCCCUAUUGGAGGGCUGCGAUUCGUCUCUCUUGUGGACAUCUACGGUCAUAUUGAUCCGAGCUCCUCAUAGGGGGACUAGAUCAAGGAAGUGCCACCAGCGUCCAAGUGCGAGAAAGUUUCCUAGGUUCGAGCCUUUCAGUCUUAACUUCGAAUGAAGCGUAGAUUAAAUGCUCUCGGAUAGCUCGUCGCAGUGGGAGGAAAGAAUCUGGAUGGUGUCGCUGAGCGUUAGAAUUGAGGUUUCAAGUAGAACUAUUGAAGAUAUUGGAGGAAUUUUGGUGCAGGGAUUUUUGUUGUAAUUCUGAGACCGGAGAGCGUUUCUUGGAUACCGAGGUUUUGCGGUAAAUUUUGAUUCGUCGUAGUGCAGAGCAACAAUAGAUAUGUGGCAGUGAAAGUGCUGUUUCAAUUCUGCUCGACCGAAUGCUGCACGAAGGGCGGUUGUGGGAGCUUAAUUAUCCGUAGGAGUUAUCUUCUUCUACUUUGAGAUGUUUGGGGUCCUUUAAAAUUGAUCCAGUGAGAAUUACAUCAGAUAGGACCAUGAAUUGCUAUCAGAACCAGAGUGAAGAGGGAACCGUGUUCCAAAUGGCGCCUGAGUGUCGGUCUUCAGCACCUGAGCCCUAUCAUCCAUUACCAAUUUCACACACUGUGACGCAAUCAAGUAAUUUACAUUUUCCUAAACAGUGUCAAUUUCGUAGCGAAACCGAGCCUCCAUCAAUUGCUGAGGCAAUUUUCUCCUCGAGUGGUGACGAUACUAAUUACUUUCUCCUAGAGAACACUCAGUUGUCCAUGGACUCGAGUUUGCAUUGCAGUCGAGUCUGCAAAUGUGGACACCAGCAAUCGGAGGUUUCUAAUCCUCUAAGGUUUCGUUCUUUCCUCGGUUACUUACCAGAAGUGGAAGAGGAGAUGAGUAUGCCUUUUCCUUACAGCGAACAUGGGAGUAACAUUUCACCUCCCGAAGUGGAAUUCAGAUACUCUUAUCCACAGAGCCUCCAAGGGAUGGGAAGUGGCACAACUGAGAAUAAAUAUGGAAUCAUCUUCUCAGACACUUCCAAUCUGGGCGUGAGAUCCUCUACCGGUAUACCGUACUUCUCCACGAAUACUGACGAGGAUCACCAGAGGCUUGAGCAAGAUUCUUCGCUGAACUCUUCUCCAUCGUGUUGUACCCUUCAAACGAGAUCGCAUGAGGAGAGGAAAUUGCUCGUGUACACACCCGGAAAUUAUCCUUGCCGCGAACCGGACAAAUUUGGCGUCUACAAUUGUGACGUCUCUUUCUUAGAUUCCAUUUAUGGCUGCCGAAAUCCACACCAUGAAGGGAUGCACUCACUUGGCUUCAACAUUCAUUUCCAAAGACACCAAAGUAUACAUACACCGAGCAUGAUUCGGUCGAAGCAGCCAAUGUGUAACUCUGGCUCAGAGUUGCCUUCGAGCUCUUCUUUGUCUGUUUCCUCGGAUGAAAUGGAGCAUCCGCAAAUUAAAGUUGGAUUGUACAAGACCGAGCUCUGCAGAUCCUGGGAAGAAACUGGUUACUGCAGAUACGCAUCCAAGUGCCAGUUUGCGCAUGGAAAUGACGAUCUACGUCCGGUUCCGCGCCACCCUAAAUACAAAACGGAGUUGUGCAGGUCUUACACAGAAACUGGACUUUGCAACUAUGGCAAGCGAUGUCGUUUCAUUCACACCUCUAAUACUCACAAACCGAUCUUCACUCAGUCGAGAGAAUUGGAGAAGAAAGGCUCCCGAAGAUUAUCUAUAUUUCAACAGUUAUCUGGAGCUGGUGAGAUGCCUAGAAGACAAGCCUGAAAAGCUCGCCAGGCUACCGUUACACUCAAAUCUCGUCAUAAGAGGAAGUGGGCUUCUGACCAUUUUUUAUGAUCCAUCUUGUAUAUAUUGCUCAGAUGCGCUUUGUUGAAGUACGUCGACAAAAUGCACCUUCUUCAGUCUCAUUGCACUAAAUAUGUUCUAGUUUUAGACUGACUUGGGUGCAUUUUGUGAAUCCUUUUGAGAUUGAUCAGAAGAAAAAAUUCAUUGGAAAUUCUUCAAUAAGCUCUGAUUUGUUCUAAUCUUCAUAGUCUCUGAUAAGCAUGAGAGAGUAGUUGGUUCGCUCAGGACAGAGCAAAAUGAAUUUUCAGAGGCAAUUAGUUGUUCAAAGACUGUUAAACAAAUUUGUGCAAAAACAUAUGAUCUAUUAGAUUAUAGAUUAUAGAUUAUAGAAAUGUGUGCUGUACCUACCGAAAGAGCUUUGGUGAGUCAUAUAUCCUUUCAGGACCACAGAUCGCCUCAGCGUUAUUUAGUAGAGACAUUUGACGCCCAUUGAGAGGCGUCGAGGUAGUUUUCAUCUAAGGACCUCGAAGUUGUCGAUGGUUUAGCUGUCAGCAUUUUCCAGCUCGACAGUCUUUCCAGUGUUGUGUCUGUGAUCAGCCCCGUCGAGUCAGUCAUCCAACAGGAUGAUUAAUAUACUGGAUUUAAAUUCCAUUUUACAAAUUCAGCACAUGGGAUUCCCUACAACUGCUUCGGAGUAAUGCCCUCUCAACAUUCAAAGCCACAAAGCCUCACUUUGUGACUGCAACAUGCUAGACUUCAUCAACAUAUUUCGGCUUAUGCAUGAAUAGUUCACUGUGAUAUAUUGGAUAAGGUUUCAGAGCACCUGUCUCCUUGCAAGAGCAUUGGAGUUACGCUGCUAAAUUAUUGCAACAUUCGCAAUCACAAUUUAAACCAGCGGUGUUGAAAAUAGCCCUGUUUGACCA
Messenger RNA from Physcomitrium patens, 3554 nucleotides. Lineage: Eukaryota; Viridiplantae; Streptophyta; Bryopsida; Funariales; Funariaceae. The record is from RefSeq and is a predicted model, not a curated record.